UUCCCAGCUGCUGAACAGGGGCACGUCCAUUGCUUACAGUGGUUACUUGAAAGGGGAGCUGACUGUUACAUUACAGAUGAUGCUGGAGAGACUCCAAAGGAUGUGGCCAAGAGAUUUGCCCAGCUGGCAGCUGUAGAACUUUUGACACGAAGAACUGGAGACAGUAACUCCAGUGAUGAAGAGCUAGAUGCAAACAAUGCAAAAUUUUUUGAAAGACAUGGUGUGGAAGGGAGUACGGAUAGCAAAGAAGAUUUAAUCCUGAGCAAAGCAGAGAAAAGGAACGCACGCAUAAGGGCCUAUCGCAAGAUUCAAGAACUUCAGCAUCUUCUAGAAAUUGCCUACGGCAACUACAGACAACUGGGAGGAAUAACGGAGGAGGAGAAGAAGAUGAAAAAAGAACAAAGGGAUGUUGAGAAGGCUGUGAAGGAGCUGGAGGCUCAGCUGGAAUUCGAGCGAGUCAGGCGGGAGAAGCUGGAGAGCCAGCUGGAUGACUACCGUGCUGAGAUAAGCCACCUGAGAGAGAGACUGGAGGAAACCUGCAAGCCACCUGCAGCCCUGAAAACUGAAACUAUCUCCAAUCCUCACAAA
This is a messenger RNA of Anas platyrhynchos (mallard), 588 nucleotides long. The record is from RefSeq and is a predicted model, not a curated record. Lineage: Eukaryota; Metazoa; Chordata; Aves; Anseriformes; Anatidae.